AUGGAGACUAGCCACCUUUCGACUGGUCCUUGUCCAGCUGUGCUUGUCCAACUGAACUGCCCACCAUGUGCAAAGACCUCCAAGAAACUCAGAUGUUUAUUAUGCAGUUUUCGUUCAAAACUUUCAUCCCUGCAAAUGAUGGGUCUUUCUCAAAUUUUCGCAAUCUAUUUCAUAUUUCUCUCUAUAAUCUCACACACAUCCAUUGCAGCAGACACCUUAACACCAAGCCAGAACCUCACAGAUGGCCAAACCUUAGUUUCCUCCAACGAGCGAUUUGAACUGGGCUUCUUCACUCCGGGCACUUCAAGGAACCGUUACUUGGGUAUAUGGUACCACAACCUCCCUCUUACGGUAGUCUGGGUGGCCAACAAAGAAAACCCACUCACCGAUUUGUUUGGAAGAUUGUCUUUGAACAAAAAUGGCGGUUUAUUUCUUCACAACCGUUCAAUGGGUGUCGUUUGGACCACCAAUCAAACGGUUGGUGUGCGUAGUCCUGUAUUGCAGUUGUUGGGCAAUGGCAACCUUGUUAUCAGAGAUGGAGGUACUGAGGGCAAUCGUUUUGUUUGGGAAAGUUUUGAUUAUUUGUCUGAUACAUUGUUGCCUGGUAUGAAAUUGGGAUGGACUUUAAGUACCGGAUUGAACAGGUUUAUGCAGUCCUGGAAGAGUAAUGAGGACCCUUCAGGGGGUGAUUUUACAUUCAGGUUGGAUACACCUGAGACACCUCAGUUAAUCUUACGGAAAAGGUCGGAAAAGCAGUACAGAUGGGGUCCAUAUGAUGGUAAGAGGUUUAGUGGUGGUAAUGAGUUGAAAUCUAACCCAGUGUUUUUGCCUAUGUUCAUUUACAAUUCUGACGAGGUUUACUAUACCUAUAAAGUGCUAGAUGAAUCGGUUUUAUCACGCUCUGUGGUGACACCGUUGGGUAUGCUUCAGUAUCUCACAUGGCGGAAUAAUAGUAGAGAUUGGACCAUGAUGGUAACCCUUAACAGGUUCUAUUGUGAUCGAUAUGGUAUGUGUGGGCCUUAUGGAAAUUGUUACCCUGAUGAUCCUAAUUGCCAUUGCUUGGACGGGUUUAUUCCAAAAUCUCCUCAGGAUUGGAGAAUAAUUGAUAAUUUAGGCGGUUGUAAGCGAAAAUAUGAGCUGAAUUGUAGUAGUGGAGAUGGGUUUGUGAAGUAUACUGACCUGAAGUUGCCGGAUAAGUCAAUAGCAUGGCCGAUUUAUAGCCCUGAGAAAUGUAGAGCAGAGUGUUUAAGGACAUGCGCUUGUAUGGCUUAUACCUACAUCAAUGUUCAUGGUAAUGGCAGUCAGUGUGUAGUCUGGCUCGAUGAAUUGAUUGACAUUCGAAAUUUUCCGGAUGGUGGGGAAGAGCUUCAUAUAAGAAUGGCACGCGCUGAACUAGAUUCAAUUGCUGAUGCCAAGAGGAAAAACCAUUCAGUGAUAGUUGCCGUGAUUGUCACUUCAACAGUUUUUGUGAUGCUUCUCCUCGGUGGUGUUGGCUGGUACAUAUGGCGCAUGAAGAGGGCAACAUGGGAAGAAGAAAGAGCUCUACAGGACAAUUCCUGCAACAAUAGCAUGGACGAAAAUCCUGGGGACGACUUGGAAUUACCUAUUUUCAAUCUCGCUACCAUCUUUGCUGCUACUAACAAAUUUUCGUUAGAGAAAAAGAUAGGACAAGGCGGUUUUGGUCCUGUGUACAAGGGUGUAUUACCAGAUGGACGAGAAAUAGCAGUAAAGAGGCUAUCACAGAAUUCAGGGCAAGGCCUCCGUGAGUUUAAGAAUGAAGUUAUUUUGAUUGCGAAACUUCAACACCGCAACCUUGUUAGGCUCUUGGGAUGCUGCAUUGAAGGAGAAGAAAGAAUGCUAGUCUAUGAGUACCUGCCCAAUAAAAGCUUGGACAAAUUCAUAUUCGAUCAAAUUAGAAGAAAACUACUACCUUGGAAGCAACGCUUCAACAUUAUUUUGGGGAUUGCGCGAGGGUUGCUUUAUCUUCAUCAGGACUCCAGGUUAAGAAUUAUCCAUAGGGAUCUGAAAACCAGUAACAUCUUACUUGACAGUGAGAUGAACUCUAAAAUUUCAGACUUCGGCAUAGCAAGAAUUUUUGGAGGAGAGCUAACAGAAGAGAAAACAAAGAGAAUAAUUGGAACAUAUGGUUAUAUGUCUCCGGAAUAUGCAAUGAGUGGUCACUUUUCUGUCAAGUCAGAUGUAUUUAGCUUUGGUGUUAUCGUGCUAGAGAUAAUAAGUGGUCAGAAGAAUUGGGGAUUUCAUUGGCCUGACCAUGACCUGAACCUCGUAGGACAUGCAUGGAAACUGUGGGAUGAAGAAAAUCCACUGGAAUUCAUUGAUAAACUGUUGAACGAAUCAUUUUCUACGGAUGAAGUUGUAAGAUGUAUACAAGUGGCCCUUUUGUGCUUGCAGCAACGCUCAGAAGACAGACCAACGAUGCCUACUGUGGUUUUUAUGCUGAGUAAUGACAAUGCAGAGAUACCACAACCCAAAGAACCUGGUUUUUGUACAGAAAGUUCUUCCAUAAAGAUGGAUGCAUCCUCGAGUGGGAAAGAUACAAGUACUGCCAAUGAAGUAACUAUAACAAAGUUGGAUGGACGAUAGAAGAGUUAUAAAAUUACAAUAGAUCAAUAUAGAUACUUCAGGAAGUUGUACAGUAAUAUAUAAUGUCUAUUUUUCCACUGGUCUCCCUACAAAAAGUAGUCCUAUUUUUCCCAUUCAGGACUUUAUUGUCGUAAAGAUGUGUUUGUAGCAUAGCUUAAGAUUUGUAUAGCAGAGCAACUACCUUUGAUAUCCUCUGUAAUUACUAAGAGCCAAUGUAGGAAUUUGGUAUAUGUGGAAAGAUGAAGAUGAUGGAGUAAACUGACGUUUAACUUCCUUCCAAGUGUUUUCAGUCUUCAGAAUUCUAGGAAUUUUUUUUUUCUG
Ilex paraguariensis (yerba mate) is the source of this 2925-nucleotide messenger RNA. Lineage: Eukaryota; Viridiplantae; Streptophyta; Magnoliopsida; Aquifoliales; Aquifoliaceae. The record is from the annotation of a GenBank genome assembly.